AUGUCCGGCGAUGAUAAAACACCCGACGGCAAAGCCUCCUCCUCCGGCGACUCGGCUACGGCCAAACCCCUCCAUCCGGUUUACACCGUCACCAACAUACAACACAAGGUUCGUGUCCUUUACGAAACCAAGGUCACCUACACAUUGUGGGUGAAACUGUUUAUGCUUCACGCAAAAGGAUAUGAAGUGUUACAUCAUAUCGACGGUACAGAUCCGCCUGCAUCAACCGACCCGGAAUACGACGCUUGGGCCAAGAUUGAUUCCAUCGUCUUACAAUGGAUCUAUGGAACACUGUUCGAUGAUCUCCUUGUUCGUAUCCUAGAAUCCGAGUCCACAGCUAGAGCCGUCUGGGUACGUCUUCAAGGAGUGUUUCUUAACAACAAAGGAUCAAGGGCAGCAACAUUAGAACAUGCUUUCACCAACCAUAAGUUAUCGGCUUGUUCUUCUGUGGCUGAAUAUUGUUCCAAACUCAAAGAAAUCGGUGAACAGUUGAAGGACAUUGAUCAACCGGUUCCGGACUCUCGUCUCGUGCUUUAG
Helianthus annuus (common sunflower) is the source of this 537-nucleotide messenger RNA. RefSeq lists its product as uncharacterized. The transcript has a single exon. The coding region runs from base 1 to 537 and encodes 178 amino acids. The record is from RefSeq and is a predicted model, not a curated record. Lineage: Eukaryota; Viridiplantae; Streptophyta; Magnoliopsida; Asterales; Asteraceae.